GCUCCAUCCGGGAACUUCCCAAUUAGAAUUGACAGCCGAAGCGCAACUUUUCCCCAUGCAAAGUGAAAUCAAGCCGCGCACUCGGACAAAAUAUAGUCCCCGCUAUUCAACAAAAAAAUAUCGAAAGAAAAAUAAAUCGACCGUUUGGAGAGGAUGCGUCGACACGGCGUUAUUUUUUGGAGUGGAUCUGUCCAGGUACUGAAACCUUUCCGCCGUGUUUGGAGCACUUUGCUCAGCGGCGUAAAGUGAGUGAUGAGCCCUCUACACAGCAAAGAAGCGAGAACUUGCUUUGCAGCCUGAGUAGUUCUUCUUUCGAUUGUUAUUGUCGCUUUAAAAAAACAUCGAAUUCACUUAAACUUCACAUUGAUUACAUCGAAAGUGGUAUAAAAGUGUUUUUGAACUCGGAACAUGGAACUACAAUGCCUGCAAGAGGCGUUGAAAGUCGAGAUCCAAUGUCAUCAGAAACUAGUUGCACAGAUGAAGCAAGACCCGCAGGAUGGAGAGCUUAAGAAACAACUACACGAGAGACACGACAGAAUAACAGCUCUAAGCGAAAAACAAAAAAUGGCUGUUAGAAGUUGUCCCAUAGGGGGGACCACCAAGCCCCUCUCCCUCAUCAAGCCCCCUCCUCCUCCCUCCUCCCAAAGCAUCUCCAUCUCCGUUCUACCGGCCAACCCGGCCACCAAGACAGCUCCCGUUGCCAUGGUGACCGCACACAUGACCGGUGGCCAAAAGGUGUUGUCGGGAACGGCAGCCCCAGGGAGCUCCUCCUCUCCUCCUCCUCUCCAGACAUCCUCCAUCAACCUGCAGACCAAUAGAGGGCCGGGAGGAGCGGUGCUACAGCAUUACAGCAGGAGAGAGAUGCUGGGAAACCUAACAGUAGUGCCCAUCAAGGUUCCUCAGGUCAGCUCUCUACACCGGCUGUCUGGACAGGGCAACACUGGGCUACCUCAGGUUCAGCCAGAGAGUGUGAUCCCAGACAGCCUCCCCGACAGCCACAGCCAUGUGUCUGUCCCUCAGGAGCAGCCAGCCAGCCAGAAACAGUCAUCCAGUCAGGCCCUCCGUCUCCUCCGCCUCCCUCAGGAGCAGCCAGCCAGCCAGAAACAGUCAUCCAGUCAGGCCCUCAGUCUCCUCCGCCUCCCUCAGGAGCAGCCAGCCAGCCAGAAACAGUCAUCCAGUCAGGCCCUCAGUCUCCUCCGCCUCCCUCAGGAGCAGCCAGCCAGCCAGAAACAGUCAUCCAGUCAGGCCCUCAGUCUCCCUCAGGAGCAGCCAGCCAGCCAGAAACAGUCAUCCAGUCAGGCCCUCAGUCUCCUCAACCUCCAGAGAGUUACCGCUGUGGUCAGCCCUAAGAGCCACGCCCACAGCUUUAACCACACCCACAGCUCCAGCCACACCCUCAUCCAGAGCCACACCCUCGGCCCGGCCCUGCCUACAGCCAACAGCACGUUCAGCACAGAACGCCUCUCCAAAGGCCAGGGAGACGCAACCUCCUCGCCCCCUCUCCAGCCCCCUCUCCAGCCCCCUCUCCAGUCUCUCUCCCUGGCCCUAGCCUGGCCUGGAGGCCCCUCCACCACCACCAUCUCCCCCACCUCUACCAGCAGCCCGACUGCCACCUCAGCCUCGGUAGCCCCCGGUGUGACCUUCUCCAUCAUAUCUGCCUCGCCGCCGGCUGAUACGGGGAACAACGGGGUGUGGGCCGUCAGUGAGGGAGUCAAGGUCCAGCCGCUGGUCUUCAGCACGGACAAUAAGGUGAUAAUAAUCCAGCCAGAGGCUGAGACCCCCAGCUCCUCCCAGGACUCCCCAGGAGGACCCCAGGGGGCCGACAGCCCCUCCCAGGAGAACCCCUCCAUCACCCCGAUCCCCAACCCCUCCACCCCUCCCUCCUCUACACCAGCCAAGAAGAGGAAGAAGCAGAAGGAUGAGGUCCCAGAGAAAAUGGCCUUCAUGGUGGCUCUUGGCCUGGUCACUACAGAGACACUGGAAGAGAUCCAGACCAAGAGACAAGAGAGGAAGAGACGAAGCACAGCCAACCCAGCCUACAGCGGCCUGGUCCAACCAGAGCGUAAACGCCUUGCAUCAAAUUACCUGAACAACCCACUCUUCCUAUCAGUGAGAGACACCGGAGACUACAGCUGGAAGGAGGAGCGGGAGCAUGAUGACUACUGCUCCGUGUGUAAGGAGGACGGGGAGCUGCAGCUCUGCCACAACUGCCCUAGAGCCUACCACCCUGACUGCCUGCACCCCCCUCUCAAAACCCCCCCCCGCGGGGUCUGGGUCUGCCCCAAGUGCCAGAAGAAGGUUCUGAACAAAGAGAACAUGUCGUGGCCACAGAACUUUGUACAGUCCUACGUUACACACAAGACGGUGAGAGAGGGGGAGAAGAGGAGUCUGCUCAGGAGGAACGUGGAGCUGAAGAAGGAGUGUGCUCACCUGGAGGAACAGGACCAAAAACUCAGCAAGUCCCUCACGCAGAAGGUGAUGGACGUGCGGGAGCGUCUGAUUGGUCAGCAGAGGGACACCCAGUCCUCCCUGGAGCGUCUCAAGGCUCUGAUUCGUCUGAUCCAAAGAGACCAGAUGAUCCAGGUUACCAUGACAGCCACCACCACCACCACCGGAGCGUCCCUGCUCUCCCUGCCCUGGAUCAAACCCUCCGGCAGCCCCAACGCACACACAGCGCCCCCUGCUGGACCGUCUAUGCUACUGCAGCAGAAGAGUCUGGCCGUGCCACAGUCUCAGAGCCAGACCCGGGGCAACAACUGAGCUCUUGUAGCACCAUUCCAGCCCACCAGGGGGCACAGUUCACAGUUCAAAGGGUGCGCCACAAAUGGCACUUUAUCCCCUAUAUAGUGCAUUGCUUUUAACUAGGACCCCCAAUGGGGGGACAGUUUCGAAGACGUGUCCAUUUGGCGUCAGAGCCCUGGUCUAAAGUAGUGCACUAUAUAGGGAAUAGGGUGCCAUUCUCUGGUCUAAAGUAGUGCACUAUAUAGGGAAUAGGGUGCCAUUCUCUGGUCUAAAGUAGUGCACUAUAUAGAGAAUAGGAUGCCUCAGCAGAAGCAUCCAUGCCACGUGGCCACCUGCGGAAUGGCAGGACACCUCACAGAAAACGUUGAGACAACUAUUUUUUUUUGUUGAAGAAGUCGUCUGAGACGCCAUCGAAACCAUUGAAUAUUAGUGAACCACGUGGUUGGAGAGUUGUUGUGGAGGGGGAAGAACUGAAACAUCUUCCUUUCACUACAUUUCAUUACAAGUAUUUUUUAAACCCAACACCUACAGUGCUUACGAGAUUUAUUUUAUUUAUAGUUUUUUAUUUUAUUUAUUAUUAAUGUUUCUUGGCCUUAAUGUAUUUAUUACGACUAUAAGAAGUUAGAUCACAGUGCUGCAACUGAAAUAGGUAUUUUCUGUGUGGCCGAAAAAUCGUUCAGAUAAAAACAAAACAAAAAAAAAACUGGUAUAAUAAUUGUUGUGCAUAUAGAGAUAGAGAGAGACAACGAUACCAUAGUUAGUUACAAAUGAACAAUGGAAGGAAUGAAGAAGAAGUGGAACUAAAGGACUGUCCUGCUGUAUUGGAGUAGGUCUCUGAACAAUAUUUGCCACGAUUAUCAGGUGAGUGAGGUGAAAGGUGGGGAGAAGUUGUCAUUGUGUAUGUACAGAAAAGCAUACAAGCCUUCAAAACAAAAAAAACAGAGAAUCCAAUUUUUUUCCAGUAUUAGUAUAGAGUUAAAGGAGUUAAAAUAAAAAUAAAAGUAUUUAAGAUGACUACAGAAUUUAGCAUUUCUAGAGGAGAGUUGAGUAUUUUUCAUGCUGUUGAUUACCGAGUUACUGAGUGUUGAGGAGUAUUGAUGGAAGGAUCUAUCGCUGUAAAUAAGUUGUGUUGUUAUCCCAGGUCCUUCUCCAUGUUACUGUUACUGGACAACAACAACAACAACAACAACAACAACCCAACAUGUUCCUGCUCCCCCACCAGCUGUACUCAAAAGCGGCCAUUUUGAACUGUCCUGUAAUUGUGCGAUCCAACCAUUUGAAUCCCCUUCUUUUCACCACUACAGAAAAUAUGCCAAAAAACCAUUACAUUUAGUACUGGGAACUCCUGUGUACGUAUCAAAUAUAUAUGUCUGGCAUGCUUUUUUA
Coregonus clupeaformis (lake whitefish) is the source of this 4128-nucleotide messenger RNA. It is a transcript of the gene phf21b, whose product is annotated as PHD finger protein 21B. The transcript has 15 exons. NCBI's taxonomy places the organism in Eukaryota, Metazoa, Chordata, Actinopteri, Salmoniformes, Salmonidae. The record is from RefSeq and is a predicted model, not a curated record. The coding region runs from base 409 to 2760 and encodes 783 amino acids.